AUGGCGACUGGAUUUUCGCCCGCGCCGCGAAAAGAGGGCACUUGGACUAAAUUGGUCAUAUUCGCUGCGAUAUACUGCCUCAUCUUGGAAUCUACGCUUCAAUUAGCAUUGGUGCUAUACCUAUACGGCAAUGGCAGGGUUGACUCCAAAAUGACUACGAGUCUGGUGUUAGCACUAGUUUCGUCUAUUCUCUCCAUUCCCUUGAUCUCGCUUCAAAGCCUAGUCGCCUGGCAGUACAAUAAGAUUGGAGGAUUUGGAGAACAAAAGACGGUUCUACAUAAUGUCUGCACCUAUGUCCUGAGGUUAGCCCUUAUGAUGUGGCUGGCAACUAGCGUUUCUGGUCUAGUGGUUGCCGCCCAGCAAGUUUAUUGUCUACCUGAAGGGACACAUGCAACAUUUUGGCGCGUUGGUAGCAGUUGUGCAUUCCAUCGUGCCACAGUUAUUGUUUCUGUGAUCUCACUUGUUACCGUCUGUACUCUUUACUGUGCAAGAGAAUUGUGCGAUCGGCCAUAUGAUGUUUCCAUUAUUGGAAUAUAUAGACGCCAACUAGCAUACAAGGAUGGUAGUAUCUUUUCCGGUCACAGCUGGGAUAGCGAUGAAACCCUCAGAAACGAAAUCCUCAAUCUAUGCCGCCAACACGAUGGAAAAGCUGGCGAAGAACCAUGGAGUAUCGAUCCGUUGGCCAACAAGGUCAGAUGUCAUCCUAGUAUCCGGCACCCAGCCCCAGUUUGCCUACGUCCACAGCUUCGAGUCAAUACAAAUCCAGGAUCGGAGUAUGGAGAGAUCACGUCGGGAACAUCGAUAUCACCAGACGACACGCUACGUAGUUCUCCGGGAGCACACACAGUUGCUAGUGAUUUCUUCCCCAUCUCACGCACCUCAACCGUUAUGACAUCUCAAACUGCCUGCGAAUCACGAAACCUCCUCUCUGGCUUCCAUGUCCCCGAAGUACCACCUAUUCCGAGCAAGUGGGCAACCCACAUCCGAGGAAAAUCCUCGCUCUCGUCUCUGAAACGCUUUUUCCCGAAAACCUUGCCGCUUUCACUGCCCUUAUCCUCAGAUCCCCAGAUACUCGCUUUGGCAGACCCGAAUGCUGCGUCGGACGUUGAAAAACAGGUUGUCACGCCUUCAAUCAAAAGUGCCGCUCUGGAAGCAUUCCCAGAAGGAGCUAUUUCGAAGAAAGCCAGCAACACGAAAGAUCCCACUACGGCCGAACCGAAACCCUCGAAACCAGAAGGCCAUUUACGAACAAUGACCAUGAACUCAGCCGACGCCCCCGAGGUAGUAGUACAGAAGCCCGAACCUGUCAAAGUGAGACGCUCUCAAACCGCCAUAGCGACUUUCACACCAAACCAAAUCUCCCUUCAUCAUCCUCACCACCCCAAUUACAUCCCAGCUCAAAUAAACCCGCGCAAAUACUCGCUCUCAUGCAGACAGACAUCUACCGGAUUCCCUGUCCCUGCCGAACCACACAGACACAGGCAAAUCCGGCAACAACCCGUCUUCCAUCAUCCUGUGCGCAGCACCACUUACCAAUUCGACCACCAUAUUCCCCGUCAUACCCAAAGCCAGUACCAAUCACAGUAUAUCACACCUCCAGCUCGCUGGGCUAGUCUUCAUAACUUCGAUCCUAAUCGUGUGAUCUCUCCGGUACCGCGUCGCAGUGAUGUCGAAAUUAUCUAUCCUAGUACUCGCAGACCACGCAGCAGUACCCAUGGAGGCCCCACUGGACCUCUGAGCUGUAUUAUGGAGUCAAGCCCUCUGCCUCGUGCUUCUGUGGAUGAAUCCAAGGUUAUAUCUGGGUCCUCGGAGCCAACGCGCAAUGUCAUUGACCAAAUGACCUACCGUGGUGCCAAUCGUACUAGUCUGAGUUUCCAUUAG
This is a messenger RNA of Penicillium malachiteum, 1881 nucleotides long. RefSeq lists its product as uncharacterized. The coding region runs from base 1 to 1881 and encodes 626 amino acids. The record is from RefSeq and is a predicted model, not a curated record. Lineage: Eukaryota; Fungi; Ascomycota; Eurotiomycetes; Eurotiales; Aspergillaceae. The transcript has 3 exons.